CUCGGUACGUUAGCAUUUGGUUACAAACGAAUUGCUCAAGAUAAUCGAACUAUUUUAAACUCGAUUCGAACACAUGAAAUACAACCGAUCGAAAUAAUUGCCUUUCUGUAUUUAUUGAGAAAAUGUCUAAUUUCAAACGCGUUAAAUCGUGAUUUCUGUUAAAUACCACGUGUGCUUGUUUGUAUUGAAUGAGGCGCGCUCCCGUCAAUCUGCUCGUGCCCGCGCUGUGCAGAAGAAACGCGAGGCACACUUUUGCUGAAUUAGUUUGUUUGACUAUUACUUUAAAGUAAUUGUGCAGAAUUAAAGCCAAAAACAGCGUGAAGCAGCGAGACACAAGUUUGCAAUGAGAGCCGGACAUGCAUGCUCAAAAAUGCUGUCUAGCUCGGGCACUCAGUAGAUUGUGUGAUGCAGCCAGUGUUUGUUGAAUCAGGAGGAUGAUCUGAUUGGAGCGGAUGGAGUGUUCCUACAGAAGCCGCAUGAACCAGCAUCGCUCCAGAGACACUAGAGCUCGUGGUGUGUUGGCCGGCCGAUCCGUAAUGAAGAAAAAGAGCUCUCACAAGCACAAACACAUGCAUCACAGCAGCCCUGCUGCGUCUCUCAGUGAAAGCAUCGUGGGCUGUCGAAUACAACACAAAUGGAAGGAAGACGGCUACAGUCCGGUGUCUCUGUGGACGGGGACGGUACUAGUCCAAGUGUCUGUCAACUCGUCUCUCUACCUCAUCAAGUAUGAUGGAGUGGACUGUGUUUAUGGCCUGGAGAUCUUCAAAGAUCAGAGGGUUCAGAAUCUGGAGGUUUUCCCCGGGGAAAUCGCCUCGUUUCGGGUCAGUGACACUCGACUGGCGGAUCAGCUGCUGGGAAGGCCGGUGAUUCAUCUGUUUGAGACGGAUGACGGCUCCAAGGAUGAGUGGAGGGGUUUGGUGCUCUCCAGGGCUCCCAGCAUGCCUGCGUGGUUCUUCAUAACAUAUGAGAAGGAUCCAAUGCUGUACAUGUACCAGCUGAUGCAGGAUUAUAAAGACGGGGACCUUCGGAUACUUCCGGAUUCAGAUGAUCCGGCGGAGCUCGGAGAGCCGGGUGAAGUGAGCGACACGCUGGUUGGGAAGCAGGUGGAGUGUGAGAAUAAGGACGGCACGCAGAGGAUGGGCACCAUCAUCCAGCAGGUUCAGGCCAAACCCUCCGUUUACUUCAUCAAGUUUGAAGACGACUAUCACAUCUACGUCUAUGACAUGGUUGGAUCGUAGGCUUCCGCUCAGACCUUUUCACUGGAACAAAAUCUGUGUUUCCAGCCGGUUUCUCUUUUGUCAUUAAUAACCGUACGUUAUAUAGAAAGCUUCUCUGAUGCGAUCGAGAUUUUGAUGUGCCUGGUUUGUUUUCUCUCUUCAACUGCUGUAUGCCAAACACAGAAUAAAACGAACCUGUUUUGUUGGUUCUCUUGAGCUUCUGUCCUUAGCCACAAAUGUAUAUUUUUACACUGCGAGUUCAGUUCAAGUGUCUUUUUGGUUGUUUGCUGUUCAAGAGUUUCAUCUCUGUUUGCUUGUGUUGUAAAUAGUGCCUUUCUCUCUUCUGAGAUCUUUCUGACUAACUGUAUUAAUUAAAAACACUUAUCUUUAAGUGCUAUGUCCUUCUGCGUAUCAAUGUGUUCAUCCUUUCUAUGUUUGUCUCCAUUAAAGAUGAACAAGUUAAAAAAAAAAACAGUUUGACGGAACUAAUUUAUUUGCACUGAAAUAAACA
Messenger RNA from Onychostoma macrolepis, 1728 nucleotides. It is a transcript of the gene spinb, whose product is annotated as spindlin b. The transcript has 5 exons. Gene Ontology annotation, biological process: gamete generation. The coding region runs from base 453 to 1238 and encodes 261 amino acids. Lineage: Eukaryota; Metazoa; Chordata; Actinopteri; Cypriniformes; Cyprinidae. The record is from RefSeq and is a predicted model, not a curated record.